Molecule: messenger RNA, 1395 nt
Organism: Apis mellifera (honey bee)
Lineage: Eukaryota; Metazoa; Arthropoda; Insecta; Hymenoptera; Apidae
Exons: 4
Coding region: 707-1144 (145 amino acids)
Source: RefSeq, a predicted model, not a curated record
ACCAGUCGAUGUCGAAUCGAAACGUUUGCGUGGGAGAGUCGAAGUCGUCGUAAUGCAUUCGGCGUCAUUAUACCGCCAUUACACGGUUCAAUUUGCAACAAGUGUAAAAACAAAAUGAAAAUUAUCAUGGAAUAAGGAGGGGGGGAAGGAGAGGGCACCCGGUGUGUGUGUGUGCCGUCCCGCUAUUGGUCGCCGUUAGGGGUGCCUCAACACUUCGUGGGUGGUUGGGAGCGGCUAUAUAAAGCGUUUCACGGAUCAUGGUACAUCGCAGUUGCUUUCACAUCGUGUCGCCUCAUCCCGCGCCAACCCCGACAAAGGGACGUAUUUCCCUUUCUCGAGAACGUGCCCGAAAACAUCAGUAUUUUCAACAAAUCAAAUCCUACGCUGUCCAGUACUUUUUCCUCCUCCGCCCCUCCCCCCUCUCCAACCCUCCAACCCUUCCUCGUUCUCCACUCUCGGUCGGCGAAGUCGAGCACUCGCUCGUCAAACUUCCUCCCCUCUUCGAACUUCCCUCGUUUCGAACCAAAGAAUAUAUAUAUAUACAAUACAUAUUUCUUUUUUCUUUCUUUUUUUUUUCUCGCGUCGAUCGUUACACGGAACGAUGAGGGAAUAGUUAUAAAAAAAGAUAAAUAAAUAAUCUCUUCGUUUCUGGAAUAUUUCGUGAAACAGAAAGAUCGAGACUGUGAGACUCGAAGGAGGCAGGAGGAUGAAUUGGCGGGGUAGGAAGAUGCAACUGGUACCGUGUUUCGGUGGCGUGGAGAUCGUGCUGUGUUUGUGGAUCACGAGUGCUGUUUUAACGCUGGUCGCGUCCCAGCAAAAGUUCUACAUCCAGGGCCGGUAUGGAAAACGGCAAGAGCCGCGUACAGAUUCGUUCUACGUGUCGGGGGGGAGGUACGGACGCAGCGAGGACGCAGGAGUGGACGCGGCGAGCAAAUCGCGAUUGGCAAAGUUGGUGGAGGUGGAGGUGCCGAGGAUAGACCGAUUCGUUUGGGGUGGCCGAUACGGGAAACGAUCGCCCCCCGACUAUCAUCGGCCAGCCUCGUCCGUCAAUCGUUUCAGCGCUGUCCUCCACUUGAUGGAUCAGGUCGACCUUGAUCGAGAGAACGAGCACAGUAAUCGAAACGAGCUCGAUUUUCUCCCUUAAGAUCAACCGUACGACACCUUGGGAGGACUCUGUUGGCUCUUUUUCGUGCGAGACGAAAGAAAAAGAAAGAGAGGGGGGGAAAAAAGGGAAGAGGGAAGAAAGAAGAUGCACGAGGAACGAGCGGGUUUCAAUUUUUUUAAACAAGUCCUCCGCCAUUGUUUUUAUCCGACUUAAACAGAGUGUAAAGUAUCGCGAAAAUCGGUCAAACGAGCAAAGAAACAAAAUAUAAAAGCUUCAGUUUACGCAUCGUA